AUGGCGUCUACCAGCCGACGACGCGAGAUGGACGUUAUGAAGCUGAUGAUGAGCGAUUGGAAGGUGGAGAUGGUGGAGGACAACGUCAGCGAGUUUUAUGUGGAGUUCAAGGGCCCCGGAGAGAGCCCCUACGAGGGCGGCUGCUGGAAAGUCCACGUCGAGCUGCCGGAUGCCUACCCCUACAAAUCGCCGUCCAUCGGCUUCGUGAACAAAAUUUACCACCCAAACGUGGACGAGAUGGCCGGUUCUGUGUGUUUGGACGUUAUCAACCAAACCUGGAGCCCGAUGUUUGACCUGGUGAACGUCUUCGAGGUGUUCCUCCCCCAGCUGCUGCUAUACCCCAACCCAACGGACCCUCUGAACGGCGAGGCUGCGGCCCUGCUGAUGCGUGAACCGGAUGCCUACUCCAAGAAAGUGCGAGAGUACGUCCAGCGGUUUGCCCGACCUGAAGAGGUCUCGCUGAAGCCGUCCAACAAAGAGGACAGCGCUGACGAGCAGAUGACGGGCUCCGAGGGCGGUUUCCUGACGGACUCCGAAGAUGAGGAGGGUGGGCAAAGGGAAGAUGGCCUGUGUACACAAUGA
Molecule: messenger RNA, 582 nt
Organism: Ostreobium quekettii
Lineage: Eukaryota; Viridiplantae; Chlorophyta; Ulvophyceae; Bryopsidales; Ostreobiaceae
Source: the annotation of a GenBank genome assembly